AGUCUGCUGCUGGAGGAGCAAACCUGGCAACUUGGCAGACUCGGACGGAGCCCGAUCGGCAAUCUGGCAAUGCGGAAAUAGAUCUGGCACCCCCGGACUGAGGAGAGAAGGCGUGACAGAGCGAGCUGGAGGAGUAGAGAGAGCGGGGAUUGCGCUGACAAAGAUCAAAUAACACACACUUUCUACCCACGUUGCUUUUCUCGAUUUUUAAUUAAAGUUCUCAGGUGCGCUCAUCUGCACCGGCUGGCGCUUUUUCCUCCAGCUUUUGUGGUUUAUUUUUCUUCACUCUGAAAAAAAAAACAGAAGAAGAGAAAAGAAGAAGUGCGUUUUUAUUCGCCUGUAUCACGGACUUCUUUACUUUGCCUUGUUUUUUUCCCCUCCCUUCCUCAUCAAGCAUGGAUGUGUUGGCGAAUUACAGUAUUUUCCAGGAACUCCAACUCGUCCAUGACACUGGUUAUUUCUCGGCGAUGCCUUCCCUGGAGGAGAACUGGCAGCAGACAUGUCUAGAGUUGGAGAGGUAUCUGCAGACAGAGCCAAAGCGACUCUCAGAGCUCUUUGAUGAAGAGUUAGACUGUCUCUUAACACCAGCCUUCAUGCAAGGCGGGGACAGUGAUGAAGACCUGAUGGACCCACUCCUGCCCAGCCUCCCUGAUCAGCCAAGCCCACCACCACUGCUCGUAGCCCUCCCUAAGGUUCAGGCUAAAAUCAUUCAGGUGCCCAGUCCAAACAAGGGUCAAGUGGUAGUUGGGACUGACACAAAGGACCAGGUCCUUGGAGGAGUCAGUGCCGCUCAGCUCAGUGCCGCCGUCACAUCCCUAACGCCGCCGUCGUCGCCGGAGCUUGGCCGGCACCUCAUCAAACCCACACAGACGCUAACCGCAACAGCAGACGGCACAUUGACACUUAAACUGGUAGCGAAGAAGGUGGGACUAGGGGCAACCAAGGUGGUGGCAGCACGCGCUUUGCCAUCCCCCCCAAGCCGAGGAGGAGCCCUAAGCGACAGUGAGCAGGGAGGAGGUGGAAGUCUGGGAGGAGAUAUUCCUGAGAACAAGAAGAGAGUCCACAGGUGCCAAUUUAAUGGCUGCAGGAAGGUUUACACCAAGAGCUCCCAUCUGAAGGCACAUCAAAGGACCCACACAGGUGAGAAGCCCUAUAAGUGCUCAUGGGAGGGCUGUGAAUGGCGCUUUGCCCGCAGUGAUGAGCUGACGCGACACUACCGCAAACACACCGGCGCGAAACCGUUCAAGUGCAACCACUGCGACAGGUGUUUCUCUCGAUCGGACCACCUGGCCCUGCACAUGAAGAGGCACAUCUGAGGCAGACAGGAGGGGACGAGGAAGACAAUUGGUGAAGGAGGCGUGACAAGAGAGAGGGAUGGGCAGAGAAGCUACCAACCAUUAAACCAACAAAAACAAGCGGUUGCUUCAAGAAGCCGCCGGAGAAGAGGGGAAAGGAGGAGACGAGGAGUAGCUAGAUUGUUGUUUUUCUUUAAUAUUACACAUUCACAUUUUCGCAGUAGUACACAUACUUCGCACAUCCGUCUUCUAGUGCAUCAUCCCGGUGAAACCCUCGCUGCUCGGGGGACUUGGACACUGCCAAACCAUGCUUAAAUUGCUUGACGAAACACUCCGCCGCCUUAUUUUCUUUCCGUGUAUUCAGCCGUUUACAUUAUUGAGUCAUUUUGGUGAGGAAAUAGUCCAGUUGGGGAAACUCUUAAAUAUUCACUUAGUCCGUGCUUUCAAAUACUCAGCUUUUUUUCUUGCUGUUUUUCUACAUGGAACAUAAGGAAAUAUCAUCUGCCGCACUCAGCUCCUGUAAUCUAUGUGAAGAAAACAACAACAACGCGACGUCUGUGGGAGAGGCACCAUGCGGAUCGAGACUGACAAUCGAAGCCCCACCCCCACCCCCGAAACCCCACUCCCCCGAUGGGGCUCGGAUCGCUGUGCGUUUCAGGGCACCCGUGGGAAAUCGGUCAGCAGAUGCUGCUGCAGCUCUCAGGCUCUCCUCCAGAGGGAGUUUGCAUCUCUCACCUUCAUCGAGACGCCUGCCGCCUCCGCAGGCCAUCCAACAGAAAUGCGCAGCGACACUUUCUUCCCUUUUUUUCUACUUUGAGGAACAGUAAUCCUUCUCGUUGUUAUAUACAAAAAAAAAAGAAUGACACUUUUGUGCGUUUCUCUCUUUGAGAAAACUUCUUAGUGUUCACUGAAAUGUUUAGACGAAAGACUGAAAAUCCAAGAGGACUUCAACAGAAUGUGUGGGAAGGGAAGGAGAGCGUUGCUGGUCUCUUUAUCCCCCAUGUGCACUGACUCUGCAGACUGUGAGCAACCGAUGGAUGGGGGACGGGAAAAAAAAAAAACUGAAUCAGCUCAGAGUAAAUGAUUUGUGUUUUAUUUGGACUGAAAUAAAAGCAAAAAGCAGAGAGGUCUUAACUUUUCUCUGCUGCUCUUUCUGCCCUGCAACCCAACGCAGCUAAAAAAAAAAAAAAA
Molecule: messenger RNA, 2486 nt
Organism: Fundulus heteroclitus (mummichog)
Lineage: Eukaryota; Metazoa; Chordata; Actinopteri; Cyprinodontiformes; Fundulidae
Gene: klf7b
Product: Kruppel-like factor 7b
Exons: 4
Coding region: 396-1316 (306 amino acids)
Biological process (GO): regulation of transcription by RNA polymerase II
Molecular function (GO): RNA polymerase II cis-regulatory region sequence-specific DNA binding; DNA-binding transcription factor activity, RNA polymerase II-specific
Source: RefSeq, a predicted model, not a curated record